AUGUCUAAGGGUAGAGUAGCUCCAAUUGAUAAAAAGGGAGAUAAGAGCUUAACGUUACCAAAACUGGAACUCACCGCGGCAGUCUGUGCAACUCGACUUCAGAAAUUUAUACUUGAAAAUAUUGACGUUAAAUUUCAUUCCUGCACUUUGUGGACAGAUUCGAAAAUAACGAUAUAUUGGAUCAUGGGCAAAGCUGACAGGUGGAAACCGUAUGUUCGCAGUCGUGUAACUGAAAUUAAGAAGAACUCAGUUGGAGUAUGGCGCCAUUGUCCAGGGGCAGAGAAUCCAGCAGAUUUACUAACGAGGGGUGUGACAUCUAAAGGUCUUAUGACAUCGGAAGUUUGGAAACAUGGACCUAAUUGGCUGAAAUUUAAACCAGAAGAAUGGCCUGAAGAAGAUAUCGCGAUAGGAUCUGAAGCAUCUGUUUUGCUCGUACAAGGAGAAGAAGUAAUCCAGAAUAACGAACCAAUCUUCAAACUUGAGAGAUUCAGUAGUUUGGAGAAAAUCUUUAGCAUUACCGCUUAUGUUAAAAGAUAUUCCCAUAAUCUAAGAAAUAAAAAGAACAAAAGAACUGGAAGCUUGAAGGCUCAAGAGUUAAAGGAGGCUGAAAGAUAUUGGAUAAAGGUAACUCAAGGACAGCAUUUUUCAAGUGAAAUAGCUGACCUAAGAAGAGGUAAAAAAAUUGAACCCUCUUCUCGAGUUUUAACGCUAAGUCCCUUUCUUGAUGAAGACGAUAUAAUGAGAUUAGGAGGCCGUUUACAGGAAAGCUCCUUACCGUACCAAACGAAAUAUCCUGUGGUGUUACCUAAAACGUCAUUUCUAACGGAUAAACUUAUUUCGAACUCUCAUGUUUCCACAAUGCAUGGUGGAGUAAACGUGACGAUGGUACAUAUAAGAAAACGAUUUUGGAUUUUACAAUGCAGGCAAAGAGUAAAAUCUAUACUGAGCAAAUGCAUAAUUUGCAAGAGAUUACGAGCAAAACCUGGCAAUGAACCUUUUGCACCCUUACCAAGAAGUAGGGUGUCUUCAGCAGAACCAUUUAAGGUAACGGGCCUAGAUUUCGCUGGACCUCUAUACAUUAUCAACGAAUCGAGGCGGCAAAAGGCUUACAUCAUGCUGUUAACGUGUGCUGUGGUACGUGCCGUACAUCUUGAAAUAGUUCCUAAUCUAACAGCAGAGAGCUGUAUUAACGCAUUUAGACGGUUCAUUUCAAGAAGGGGAGUUCCGGAUAUCAUUUAUUCAGACAACGCGAAAACAUUUAAGAGAACAGCUUUAGAAUUGAAAGAAUUAUACAAAAUAAUUUGCACCGAUAAAUUUCAAAAUUUUGUCACAGGACGUUGCAUUGAAUGGAGAUUUAUUGUGGAGCGCGCCGCGUGGUGGGGCGGAUUUUGGGAACGAAUGGUCAAAACUGUAAAAGAUGCUCUAAAAUUGUCACUUGGAAAGAAAUCCCUUGAUUGUGACGAACUACAAACCAUCAUUUCAGAAAUUGAAGCUACGGUGAAUAUGAGACCGCUUACCUACUUGGAUGAUCAGCCCGAAAAUUUAAUGUUUUUGACACCAGCACAUUUCCUUUUGGGUAGUAACGAAUGUGGAUUUCAUAUCAACAACAAACCAUCCGGAUAUUAA
This is a messenger RNA of Photinus pyralis (common eastern firefly), 1626 nucleotides long. RefSeq lists its product as uncharacterized. The record is from RefSeq and is a predicted model, not a curated record. Gene Ontology annotation, molecular function: nucleic acid binding. Lineage: Eukaryota; Metazoa; Arthropoda; Insecta; Coleoptera; Lampyridae. Gene Ontology annotation, biological process: DNA integration. The coding region runs from base 1 to 1626 and encodes 541 amino acids. The transcript has a single exon.